Messenger RNA from Symbiodinium sp. CCMP2592, 804 nucleotides. The record is from the annotation of a GenBank genome assembly. NCBI's taxonomy places the organism in Eukaryota, Dinophyceae, Suessiales, Symbiodiniaceae.
AUGCCACAGCUCGGCUUGCAGCGCCUGGGGCCGAACAGGCCCAUCAUCGUCUUCGCCGACGGAGCUUCAGCAGAGCAGCAGGCUGCCAGCUUCUCGGCGACGUUCCCUUUCCUGAACAUUUCGGUGGCCAUCAUAAAGGAGAGGGACCUGACAUGGCCUAUGUCCGAGCAUCCGAGUUGCUCCGCCGGCUACCGCCGGGCAGCGCGGUUUACUUCCGGGCCUUUGUGGAUGCACGAGGCACUGGAUGGAUUCAGCCACAUCCUUCUCAUCGAUACCGAGUUCGUGCUGAGCCAUCCCGUUCCCUGGGACCCAUUCCGGUACAUGUUCGAGCAGAACAGCGAGCUGGCCUACUGGCAGACUCACUACGAGCGCACAUGGAAUCGCACGGUGUACCUCACGGAGGUCUCCAAGCAGUUUAUGCACGCCCGGAACCUGAUGCCACAGGUUCCCGAGCUCGUGAGCUACUGGUGGGACGAGGAAGAGGUUCCUGGUGGCUCUUUUCCGGUGAACAUCUACGGCUGCCUGUUUGGUGGAUCCAUGUCCUUCUUCCGCUCAAAGCUUUACCAGAGCUACUUCGAGGAGUUGGACUCAUGGCCGGGAUUUGAUGAAUACUGCUGGUCCCCUCAGAGCAUCUUGGCCAUUGCAGCAGCUUUCUUCUUGAAUGACAACUUCAUCACGGAGCUCUGGAUCUAUGGCCGGCACCAAAACAGUAGCAAGACGCCGGAGGAGGGCUGGAACGACUCCAAGCGGGGCAUCUUGCCAGAAAGUCAGCGCCCUAUACAUCUCAAGACUUCAGGAGAGUGA